Molecule: messenger RNA, 399 nt
Organism: Penicillium cinerascens
Lineage: Eukaryota; Fungi; Ascomycota; Eurotiomycetes; Eurotiales; Aspergillaceae
Product: succinate dehydrogenase assembly factor 3
Exons: 3
Coding region: 1-399 (132 amino acids)
Biological process (GO): succinate metabolic process; mitochondrial respiratory chain complex II assembly
Cellular component (GO): mitochondrion; mitochondrial intermembrane space
Source: RefSeq, a predicted model, not a curated record
AUGCGCCUCGCCCACCGCCUCCUUAUGGCCACGCCGGCCUCAAUCGGUUCCAAAUCUAGCCUCAGCGAGGCCCUUGCGCUUCUCCCGCCGCUGCAGCUGUACCGCCGCAUCCUGCGCGUCCACCGCAGGCUCGACCCGGAAAUGCGCGUGUUGGGCGAUUCAUACGUGAAAAAAGAGUUCCGGGCGCAUCGGACCGCGGAGAACCCAUUGCACAUUAUCGGAUUCUUGACAGAGUGGCAGCUCUACGCGCAGAAAUUGGAAGGUGAUAAUUGGACUGGGGAUAAGCUGGACGAGGCCAAGCUGAACAAGAUGAGUGAUCAACAAAUCGGACAGCUUUUUGAACUCAUGCAGGCUAUCCGGAAUGAGGGCCAGGGCGAGGGUGAUGGUGAAAAACAAUGA